GAGGAAGCAGAGAAAAAUAAGUUGCUCCUUUAAGAAAGCUGUGGGCUUGGAUCAGAUCGACUACUCAGCACUCUGGUUUUUACACUGGCUCCUAAUUUGGGAUUUAUUUAGAAUCAGUAGAGGGACUGUGGAACGUUACCUUGAUUGGGAAGGGAUUUGGAAAUUCUGUUUACUUUUAUAUCAAACCAGCAACAUGUCUGACUCCAAGGUUACUGCUCACUUGGACGGAAUUAUCUCGGACUUUGAAGCUCUAAAGAGGUCAUUUGAGGUGGAGGAUGUGGACACCUCGGCCAACUCCUCGCCAGGCUCCCGCCGGGUACCCAACAACACCAACCACCGCCCCGUCAUGUCCCCCACCAGCAUCUACUACCGUGAACUGGGCGCCAGCAAUAACAACAACGGCUCCAUCUCCAAGACCAUCAUGGGAGGGGGAAGCUCCAAGCCUCCUGAACCCAUAUCCCGGGGGCGCACGGAGCUCUCCAUCGACAUUUCCUCCAAGCAGGUAGAUCCAACCAGCCCUGGUUCCCUCCGAUUCGGAGCAAAACGACCUGAGGUUCUAGGCCACUCCAAGACGCCCGAGAUGGGCCACAAACGGGAGGUGGCCUUCUCUAAAACGCCCCAGGAGGUGGUGAUUCGCACAGGGGCCCGGACCCCCGAGCCACCCAGCCAUGCCCGGAGGAUCGAGCCCCUCAGUCUGGGGGACGGCCCGGCCGUGAGGACCACACCAGGGAUCAGCGUCACCAAAGCACCCGAGACAACGGGGAAUGGAAAGAACAACCACGAAAACCAUGGUCAUCAUGCACCAGUCCACCACCCGCACCACCCCAACCCCCAACACAACACCAUCGUCACCACCAUCCGCUGCUCCUCGCCCAACCGCACCAAGUCCCCAAACCCUGACAGGUCAGAGGUCAAUCCGAGCCACAGCAACAUGUCCGCCCCACCACAUCCGCAACCCCCUGCCAAGGGAGCGUCACAUGCCGCUGGCGACUUCAGCUACGUGGGCAUCGAUGCCAUCCUGGAGCAGAUGAGGAGGAAGGCCAUGAAACAGGGCUUUGAGCUCAACAUCAUGAUCGUCGGUCAGAGUGGUCUGGGGAAGUCGACCCUGAUGAACACCCUGUUCAAGUCUAAGGUCAGCAGGAAGUCUGUGGUGUCCACCCCCGAGGAGAGGAUCCCCAAGACCAUCGAGAUCAAGUCCAUCAGUCACGACAUCGAAGAGAAGGGCGUGAGGAUGAAACUAACGGUAAUCGACACUCCCGGCUUUGGGGACCACAUCAACAACGAGAACUGCUGGCAGCCAAUCAUGAAGUUCAUCAAUGACCAGUAUGAGCAGUACCUGCAGGAGGAGAUCAACAUCGACAGGAAGAAGAGGAUCCCAGACUCACGGGUUCACUGCUGCAUGUACUUCAUACCACCUACUGGACACUGUCUGAGGCCCCUGGAUGUGGAGUUUAUGAGUCGUCUGAGUAAAGUGGUCAACAUAGUCCCUGUCAUCGCCAAGGCAGACACACUCACCCUGGAGGAGAGGGACUUCUUCAAACAGACGAUCAGGGAAGGACUGCGAGCCAACGGGAUCGACGUCUACCCUCAGAAAGAGUUUGACGAGGAUGCUGAUGACAGGAUGAUUAAUGAUAAGAUCAGGGAGAUGAUCCCAUUUGCUGUGGUGGGGAGCAACCAGGAGUACCAGGUCAAUGGAAAGAGGCUUCUGGGCAGAAAAACUAAGUGGGGAACCAUAGAAGUUGAGAACAUUGCACACUGUGAGUUUGCUUACCUGCGAGACCUUCUCAUCAGGACCCACAUGCAGAACAUCAAGGACAUCACCAGUAGCAUCCACUACGAGGUGUACCGUGUCCGCAGGCUAAACGAGACCAACGGCCAGCCCAACGCCCAGCCACCCAACACACUGGUCAACCCACAGCAGGCCAACGGGGUGGCAGCACAGCACCAAGUCCUGACCCAUGAGAUGUAGAUGUCUGACCAUCUGCAGACAAAUACACACACACACACACACACACCCCUAUAUAUAUCUUUAAUGGCUGGCAACUGUGACAAACCACAUGCAAACACACCACGUGACACACACACACCCAUCCUAACUGGCUGACAUGGAUUGUACACACUCCAAAGAGGAUUCCAAUAUCACGUAUAUAAUGAUUCAUACAUGAUCAACUGCCAAGGUCAGAGCUGUUGGGUAAACAGUACAGGAUGUCCCAUAGGGAGAUUAUAGCAUAGAGAUGUGUACAGACCAGCUAUCGAAGUAUAGCACAUCAAUUAGCUCAACUAUAAAUAACUGGUCGGAAUGACCUGUUCUACGUUUGGGUUGUGUUGUCUAGAUAUUGGAGAUAUUAGGAGGUAGGGUUUAGGUUCUUUGUAUAUUUUUGGACACAUCUGCACUGCCCCGAAAAGCAGCAAUGCAGUGUGGAGCAGCUUUGAAAUCCCUUUUUGUCUUUUUCCAUUGCGUUUCCAUAUGUUUCAGACCUCUUACCAAACCAUCCUGUCUGCCAAUGUUGUAUCUUGUGAAACGUAUCAUGUUCAUUCAUACAGUGCAUUUUACAUUUACUGUUGUGUUCUAAUAUUAUUGUAUUGUUGUCUGGAUGCAGGGAACAGACAUCCCUAUGCUCUCCGAACUUUCUCUAAACCAAAUCAAUGUCCUUUCUGUUUUAAAGAGAAGCCAAAUAUAUAGAAUUGAUUUAUAAAUAGAUAUUUAUGCUUGUUAUGUAUUCCCGUUAUAAUUGAGUUACAUAUUCAUAUAGCCUACCAGUCGACCUACGCACUCCCGUUGUUCUCCGAGAGGAUGGAAAAUCUACAGAGAUCCGCUUUGGUUGUAUUUUUCUUGCAAUCAUGCAUUGUCUCCCGUGUAUUUGUAGAGAAUUCUAUGAAUCUAGAUUUACAUUGUAUUUUUGGACAUGAUACAGAAUAGGACUACAGGUAGGUUGAAUAUGUAGCCUACAUACACCGCUUGUAAUAAUAUUUAGUAACCUGAGAGUUUUGCUUUCCCGGUGUAGUCAAUGUUUAACUCCCUUAUCUUCCCUACUAAACAUUUAUUCCAAAUAGUCAUACAUGUGCCAUUCAGACAAACACAAUUCUUCACUCCGCCAAAAAGUCAUGGACAGAGGUCAAAACCAAGAGUACUAUUCAUUCAGCAAUGUAGCUUUACGUAACAUAAACCAUUACAAAAGGUAAUACAAUGUUUACUGUUGUAUAGUUAUUGUGUCAUUUGUUAUAGUAUGAUGAGAGUAUGGUUUAUCUUUGAUAUGCUAUGUCAAAUAAAUAAAGAUUGAUAUUUUUAUUGUUCACAA
Molecule: messenger RNA, 3299 nt
Organism: Oncorhynchus keta (chum salmon)
Lineage: Eukaryota; Metazoa; Chordata; Actinopteri; Salmoniformes; Salmonidae
Product: septin-9-like
Exons: 11
Coding region: 194-1969 (591 amino acids)
Biological process (GO): cytoskeleton-dependent cytokinesis
Cellular component (GO): cell division site; septin ring; septin complex
Molecular function (GO): GTPase activity; GTP binding; molecular adaptor activity
Source: RefSeq, a predicted model, not a curated record